Messenger RNA from Mesorhabditis spiculigera, 1390 nucleotides. The record is from the annotation of a GenBank genome assembly. Lineage: Eukaryota; Metazoa; Nematoda; Chromadorea; Rhabditida; Rhabditidae.
AUGGGGGCUCGUUGGGUGUGUCUACUCUCCUCAUCCUGCCUAGUUCUCGUGCUCAUCUCCUGGGGGGCACUCGUCUUCCUUGUUCAUGACCUCCUCGAUCUGCACCACGAGAUCACCGACGGGGUGCGCCAUUUUCAAGCUAUGCACGAUGAGGCGUGGACGAGGAUUGAGCAUCAGCUGCCACUGAAUGAGCGGAGGAAGUUGGCGAAUGCUGAAGAAAAAAUCCGCAAACGACGCCAACUCCAAAUCCGACUCCGCGAGGUGGCCAUGCCCGGUGGAUCGAGCACCUCAGAUAAUGGUGGCAGCUUCACCUCGGCUUUCGGGGAAUCGAAUGCAGGAAAUGGCGAAUUCGCGGAAAUCGAUGGACUGCUCAGAAGCUACGGACUUGACGGGAACCCACAGCAAAAGCCAAAAGGGUACGGCUGCUCGCGUUGCGCUUCGACUCGGUAUCUCAACAGUUUCCCCAGCUAUCGGGCCGUCUACAAUUUCCACGACCAGAACCCGGGGUCGUUGAGGAUCAAAUUUACGGGAGGAUUUGGGCCUGGACAGGAAGUCAGUCUCAAACCCGGGGAGACGGUGACGUUUACUGGAGGUUUGGCAGGGUGCCAAACAUGUCAGAAUUCCGGGCAACAACCCCGUACGGAGCCGACAGGGCCUCGAGACGAACAGGAUGAUGUCGAUGAUUUUGGAGGAGGGGAUACCGACAAGAAGCAGGUGAUCGAGGUGCACGAGAAUGACAAAGACACAUUCAAUCUGCCGGAAGACGCCCCGACGGAAACGCCGACCGGAUGGGAUAGUUGCCCGAAUUGUCGACGACCAACUUCCGAAGAAUCUAGUGAGGAGGAGGAUGGAGGGUCGAGAAAUGAUGGGCGACAGUUUGAGGAAGAGUCGACGAGGAGACCAGAUGAUGAGGUGCCGCCCUAUGUACCCAUGCCAUAUCAUCCCUCAAACAGGGGUCCCGACGAGUAUCCGACGCCUCCCACAACAACACCCGGCUACGCCCUUCCCCCAGAGACUACGCGAGGCUACGGCACCCCACCCACCACCACCCAGGGCUACGCACCGCCGCCGGCUGAAGAUCAAACAUACGGCACCGUACCCCCAACGACUACGCGCGGAUACGGACGGCCACAGUAUGUCCCGCCCGUGUAUCAGACCCCCCAGACAACGACGAUGGGCUAUGAACGGCCACGACCCCAGAAUCCGUACUUACGCCCGACGACGAUAGCCCCGAGGAGGCCCAAUUCGGAGGAGUCUUCUGAAGAGGAUCUGGGUGGAGUGAAGAAUACGGGUUGGAAAGAGGAAGAAGAGCGUCCACAAACACCCUAUGGACACUGCCAUUGCACUUGUCCGAUGAUACCGCCGGAUUAUUGUCCGAGGGGACCGCCUG